Molecule: messenger RNA, 2276 nt
Organism: Ictalurus punctatus (channel catfish)
Lineage: Eukaryota; Metazoa; Chordata; Actinopteri; Siluriformes; Ictaluridae
Gene: paqr7b
Product: progestin and adipoQ receptor family member VII, b
Biological process (GO): response to steroid hormone
Cellular component (GO): plasma membrane
Molecular function (GO): steroid binding; nuclear steroid receptor activity
Source: RefSeq, marked provisional
CACCUAUGAAUGGGUAAUUAGCACUGGUAUACAUGCAUCGACUAUCACUAUAGGUCUAUUCUGCAUGUCACAUACAAUCACUUCUGUGUUAGACAGUGACACAUUUCGCAAUAUCCUGCCCACACCUUAGUAUUUCGUUCGCGAAUUCAUAUCAUAGUUGACCCACGAAAAGUUUUAACGUUAAUAAAUGUCUUCCGCAUUGAAUCAUCUCUCCUUCGCUUGCUGCUGAGGCGACGUUAUUAGGAAGUGGGUGGGUCCGUUUCACCCUCUUCAUAUAUUGUAUGAACAACCUAGACCUGAAGUCUGCAGUCUAUGGAAUCUUCUCUCCCAUUGGUGGAUUAUCAAGAGAACACGCCGUGUCAGUCACAGCCCGCUGACCUGAUUGGCUGAGCUGCUGGUCGUUCUUUCGGUCUGUACAACUCGGCUGUCCGGUUCUGCAGGGCGCUGACAGGAGCCUCACCCGCUGGAACAUUUAUCAACACAUAUUUCGCUUUCACCAUGUAUAUGCUUCAGGUCUUCUCAAGAGCGUAUAAAAGGUCGUGCAUAAAUUCGUUUUCGCUGAUUGGCUCUUGAAAAGAUCCCAGAAAGUUCAGCUUCAUUCACCUUCAUCAUGGCGACCGUGGUGAUGGAGCAGAUUGGCCGUUUGUUUAUAAACGUGCAGCAACUGCGUCAGAUCCCCCAGCUGCUUGAGUCUGCUUUUCCCACACUGCCAUGCACAGUGAGCAUCAGCGAUGUGCCUCGCGUCUUCAGGGAGUCACACAUCCUCACAGGUUACCGCCCACCUGACCACAAUUGGCGCUAUUACUUCCUCUCUCUCUUCCAGCGGCAUAACGAGACGAUAAAUGUGUGGACACAUUUGCUAGCCUCGCUUGUCAUACUCGUCAAGUUUCAGGAAGUGUCAGAGACUGUGGACUUCCUGCGUGACUCACAUGCGCAGCCGCUCUUCAUCGGUCUCCUGACUGCGUUCACCUAUCUGACCUGCAGCACUCUCGCCCACCUGCUCUCUGCCAAAUCCGAGCUCUCCAAUUACACUUUCUACUUCCUGGACUAUGUGGGCGUAGCUGUGUACCAGUAUGGCAGCGCCCUGGUGCAUUUCUACUACGUGAUAGAAGAAACAUGGCAUGCUUACAUUCGAGGCUUCUUUUUGCCCACUGCUGCUUUUAUGGCAUGGCUCUCGUGUGCUGGUUGCUGCUAUGGCAAGUAUGCCAGUCGCCGCCUGCCCAGGUUCGGCCACAAGUUCUGUCAGAUGGUGCCCUCAGCCCUGGCCUACUGCUUAGAUAUCAGCCCAGUGGUGCAUCGCAUUUACACGUGCUACAGUUCACAGCAGGGUUGCACCGACCCAGCUGUAACUUUCCACUUUUAUCAGAUCCUCUUCUUUCUGGUCAGUGCCUUCUUCUUCACUUACCCUCAUCCAGAGUGCUGGUUCCCUGGGCGCUGCGACUUUAUUGGCCAGGGCCACCAGAUCUUUCAUCUGUUUCUCGUGUUGUGCACGCUGAUGCAGAUUGAGGCUGUGCGCAUGGACUACACUGAGCGAAGGCCCUUGUACGAGCGCCUGCACGGUGACUUGGCUCAUGACGCUGCGGCUCUCUUCGUCUUCACAACGUGCUGCAGUGCCCUCACCGCCUUCUAUGUGCGGAAGCAAGUGAAAGCCUACCUUGAAGAAAAACAAGAAUAACCUGCCACCAUUAAAAAGCAGGAGUGAGGAGACUUGGGAAGGCGAGAAUUGACUGGGAGACCUUGAGCAAAUGAUCAAACUGGUACACUAAGUACAUUGAAAGUUAGGCACCUGUUGUCAUUUAAUCCCAUUUUUGGAGGUGGGGAAGGGAAUUGGAGUGUGAGCCUUGUAUUUGUUUGUUGGACUACCAAAAUGUAUUUUUAGUCAGUGAUGUACUGUUCACAACAUUUAUAGUUUAAAACACACAUGAAGACAGGAAAUGAAAUGAGGAAUAAGAGAGAUUUUACUCUACUCUAAAGGCUUGUGAAAGUCCAGUCGCAUGAAUGUGUGAUCUGUUUUCUGGGUGCAAAGGCACUGUGGACUAAAAUGUUGAUGGACAAAAUUCUGACCCCACCUCAGUUGGCGUACUAUGCAUAUGUUAUUGUCAGUAAUGUGUUCAAAUUGUGAAACCUGAGCUGUAGUGAACUAUUAAUACCCUGAUGAUGGACUAAAACCUCUAAAAAAUGUGUGGAAACAUUUUGCACCUAAUGGUCGAAUCACAACGCAAGGAGGAGGGGAAAGCAGAUGUAAUUGAGAACGCCAUUAAUUUAAACACCACAAA